UUGCGUGGAAUGAUUCUUCAAACUGACCCGGAGAGCCGUCCACCUCCACCUCGGGCGCUUUUUUUUCUUCUCUCCGGCGGGGCUCCCGGGCGGACCUCCGGCAUGGAGCGGCCGUAGCGGCAGCGAGCUCCGCGGCGACAGCUCACUGCGUGGCGGCUUCCGGUGUCCGUCCGUCUGCUGGAGGAUGGCGUCCGGCUUCAACCGCAUCCCUUCCACUGCCGGUCCUCCGAGCCCUAAAUACGCCGAAGGUUGACGACCCGACGCCGAAGGAAGGCGGGGGAAACCGUCGUUAAGGGGCCCCGAUUUUCUCCAUUUCUCCAUUUGGUGUGAACACCAAAAUAACACAACUACACUCAGAGUGCCGGUCACCAUUUUUUAAGCUAUUCCUCUUUUUUUAAUUUUUUUUUUUUUGCACAACAUCCACCCUUCUCCGUUUAGUGCUGAAACCCCCCCAAUCCGCUGAGAGCUGAACCGCUACAUGCGAAGUGGAACGAUGACGGAGGCGUGGCAACAGCAGCAUGCGGUGGCUCCACCUUCCGUUGUGCACACGCUCCCCCAGGGGGCCGACAACCCCCUGGGCUGCACCGUGUACGGAGUGGUCCUGCAGCCAGAUGCUUCACUGCAGCAGGCGCAGCUCGGCCAGCAGCACGCCGUUCAAGCCCAGCAGCCCUCCUUGCAGGUAGGGGGCGAGAGAGGGCACAAGUGCGGAGCCUGUGGCCACGACAUAUCUCACCUGGCCAACCCUCACGAGCAUCAGUGCAUGGUGAACCAAGACCGGUCCUUCCAGUGUACCCAGUGUAUGAAGAUCUUCAGCCAGGCGACGGACCUGCUGGAGCACCAGUGCGUGCAGGUGGAGCAGAAGCCCUUUGUGUGCGGCGUGUGCAAGAUGGGCUUCUCUCUGCUCACCUCGUUGGCCCAGCAUCACAACUCGCACGGCAACGGAAACAACCCAAUGAAGUGCUCCAUCUGCGAGAAAACGUACCGGCCGGGUUCCGGAAACGUCACCCCCACCUCGUCGGCCGCCAACCCCCAGCAGCCCUCCACCGGGGAGACGUCCAGUGACGGCGCGGCCAUCAGUGCCUCGUCUCCUCCAUCGUUCGAGGCCUCGGCGCCAGACCGGCCCUACAAGUGCUCAGUGUGCCACAAGUCCUUCCGGCAUUUGUCAGAGCUGACCCGCCACGAGAGAGUCCACACCGGCGAGAAGCCGUACAAAUGUGACACUUGCGACAAAAGCUUCAGCCAGUCUUCGCACCUGGCGCACCACCAGCGCACGCACAGCUCAGAGCGGCCGUACAAGUGCGCCGUGUGCGAGAAGAGCUUCAAGCACCGCUCCCACCUGGUGCGCCACAUGUACGCGCAUUCCGGCGAGCACCUCUUCAAGUGCAAUUUGUGUGAAAUGCACUUUAAGGAGUCGUCCGAGCUCCUGCACCAUCAGUGCCAGCCGGAGGGGGAAAGGCCUUUUCGCUGCGGCUCCUGCGGGAAGAGCUUCAAGCGGCCGUCCGACCUGCGGCAGCACGAGCGCACCCACUCGGAGGAGCGACCCUUCCAGUGCGAGGAGUGCCAGAUGAGCUUCAAGCAGCAGUACGCGCUGGUGCGCCACCGCCGCACCCACAAGAAUCCGGCCGACCGCCCGUUCAAGUGCAACCUCUGCGACAAGGGCUUCCUGCAGCCGUCCCACCUGCUGUACCACCAGCAGGUCCACGGCAUGGAGAGCCUGUUCAAGUGUGCGUCCUGCCAGAAGUCUUUCAGCCAAUCGGGAGAACUGCUCCGGCACAAAUGCGGCGGCGAGGUGGAGAAGCCCUACAAGUGCGACGUGUGCGGCAAAGGUUACAAAAAGAAUUCGACGUUGCAGCGCCACCAGAACUCUCACUGCACGGAGAAGCCGCUCAAGUGCUCCCUGUGCGACAAGCGCUUCGUGUCGUCCUCCGAGUUCGUGCAGCACCGCUGCGACCCCACGCGCGAGAAGCCGCUCAAGUGCCCCGACUGCGAGAAGCGCUUCAGGUACUCGUCGGAGCUGCAGCGCCACCGCCGCGUUCACACCGGCGAGAAGCCGUUCAAGUGCGGCAACUGCGACAAGAGCUUCAAGCAGCGCGAGCACCUCGCCAAGCACCAGAGCGUGCACUCGCGGGAGACGCAGUUCAAGUGCGUGUGGUGCGGCGAGCGCUUUGUGGACCUCACGGCUCUGCAGGAGCACACGGUCCAGCACACCGCCGAGGGGGAGAGUUUCCCCGAAGCUCAGUGCAUCCCAUGAACCGAACUGCUGCUCAGUCCUGGGCAGCACACAUGACAACACCCCCCCCCCCCUUGUAAAAAGCAACGUGUGCCAGCCUCCGCUCCCCAUUUGUAGUUUAUAACACGCGCCCCAUAGAGAUGUUUUAAUUUGUUUCUUUUUUUUAGUAUCAAGACUGAAGUCCAUCCUUUAGUCGGAAUAAUCGCCAAAACCCCACAACCCUACAGAGGGCGAUAAGAGCUCUCGUCUUUCUUGGGAACACAUGGAUAAAAAACAGCUUUCACUUGAUCAGUUUAGUGCGGAUCCGUUCCCGUGGCUGCAGGUCAUCGUGUGUUUUGUAGCUGUCCAUUCAAUCCUCUGAAAUCCAUGUGCCUUUUUUUUUUUCUUUUUUUUUUUUACCGAUCACGUGGUUAUUUUGUGUUUUUGUUAAUACUUGUGUCCAGUUUAGCUGCCCCCCCCCCCCCCCGUGUCUUCCGUAUGCAGUGGCUGACUUGUGCAGCAGUAUCUUUUCACAUUCUAGAUCUUAGGUAGUAUCAUCUGUUUGUGCAUGAAUAUUUUUCACACUUUAAUAUCACUGUUGUAUUAUAGGUUUGGUUUAUUUAGGAGAAACAUCCUAAGAAGAAAAAGUGGAUUUGUGAAAAUGUAUAGCCCGUGUCCUAUGAAAUCUGUGUUGUUGCAUCUUUGUAUUAAAAACAAAUGACAUCUAGGUAACUAACCAAACCUAUCAUGUCAUAUGAACACUUGACAUGUGCAAUAGAACAUGCACAAUGUAAUAUUUAUAACUACUGAUUCAUGGCUACUCUGUUAUAUUAUAGAUUGUGUGUAUAUGCUCAUGUAAACAUUGAAAGACGGUAUAGUGCUUAUGUUACCUGCUUUUGUAUUCACUUAUGAAUGAGCUUGCAGUAUUUUGCAAGUACUUUCAGUUUCAAUACCAGAAGGAUUAUUACACGGUUUAACCCUCACCACACUCACCUGCCACAAACUAGCUGCAGUAGUUACCUCGCACUAGAGAUCUAACAAAAGUAAUAUUCUUUUUUUUAAUGUAUUUUUAAAAUAUUGGCUUCGUCGCUUCCACACAAGGAUCCUUCUGGUUCUGGUUCCGGCCCAGACGAGACGUUCAGCAGAUUCAUCCGAGGAGCCUCCGGUUCCACGUCGGGGCGUAAAGUAAAACACGUGUGUACUUUAGUUUACUGAGUGGAUUUCUACAUUCACAAUAUUUGCAGUAUAUUUAAAAGAAGGUUUUUUUAACAACGUGGGGGGGGUUGUGCUAUGGUUCAAGUCCCAGUGAGUCCGCUUCAGGAAGCUUCUGUUGGAGGCGAACGAGUGUUAUGAAGCGUUGGAUUUACACGCGUGGGUAUCAAUAUAGACUCCUGUUCAUACUGUAUACAGACCAUAAAAUAAACCACCCUUAUGGAAAUAAAGGUGCUCAUGUUUUCAUCCCAGCGAGAUCGACCACAUGUACGUCUGUUGAUUCCAAACCAAUGCCUCCAAGGAUUAUUUUCAUUAUUAAAAAUUAAUCAUUUUCAA
Messenger RNA from Gasterosteus aculeatus aculeatus (three-spined stickleback), 3757 nucleotides. RefSeq names its product zinc finger protein 319a (gene znf319a). Gene Ontology annotation, cellular component: nucleus. The record is from RefSeq and is a predicted model, not a curated record. NCBI's taxonomy places the organism in Eukaryota, Metazoa, Chordata, Actinopteri, Perciformes, Gasterosteidae. Gene Ontology annotation, molecular function: RNA polymerase II cis-regulatory region sequence-specific DNA binding; DNA-binding transcription activator activity, RNA polymerase II-specific. Gene Ontology annotation, biological process: regulation of transcription by RNA polymerase II.